This is a messenger RNA of Amoebophrya sp. A120, 12790 nucleotides long. The record is from the annotation of a GenBank genome assembly. Lineage: Eukaryota; Dinophyceae; Syndiniales; Amoebophryaceae.
UACUUAGUUUAUAUUUUUUUUACUUUAGUCAUUUUCAUUUUUUUAUUUAGGAAUCAGCAACAGCUUUUAAAUCCGAAGAGACAAUCGCGACUAUAAUGCAGAACGUUUUUGCAGAAAACACGACUGUGCAGCGCGAGGAAAAGAAAGAUAUGUUGAGCAACAUGAAAAAUACAACGGAGAACCAAGAUGACGGGCUACUCGCUGGGCGGCAAAAUUUUGCGCGCCAGCAGCUCGUUGUCGAUGACAAUUUUGAGUAUGAUUACGAAGAAAAUAACGAGGAGCAAAAUUAUGACAGUAUUUAUUUCACACAACAUAUCCAAGAAAAAAAGUGUGUAAGUGUAACUUUUUUGCAGGAACAGCAUCACAGAUUUGUUUUGCACGACAGAGAAAACCUGCCAUGCGUAGCUAGUACGCGAAAACACGUAAGAAAAUAGUCUCUGAUGCAUAACCAGCAUGACAAGUGUAACUGUAUUGCAACAUCUGCAAGACAAAGUUAAGUUACACUUACACAGUUUUUUCCUUGCAUACAACAAGAGGGGCGGCCCGGAAAUGAAAAUUUUCAACAGGGGGCGGGUCGUUGUGGGUCAUCAACAUUGUUUGACGAUGCUAGAUAUCAACCGCAAAAAUGUCUGCGUCUGGAAGAAUUCAUGUUUGUCAUGCUUCUCUGGCAUAACAAAAAUGUUUGUGAUGCGUGUCCACGAAGAGACCCUUGUGCCUGUCAUGGAAAAACGCAGUUUCUCAUGCGAAAAACGCAACACAAAGCAGCACAGAUAUUUCUCAUGCUUGGCUGUGCAUUACAGAGCAUUCACUAUUCCCAGCACAGCAUUACAAGUUUCCAGACCCAGACACUUUUACAUUUGAUACUAGAAGCAUCGAGCGGAAUCAAAAACUGUACUUCAACACGCGGACUUUGAUAUGCACUGCAAAAUAAAUGUCUGGGUCUGGAAGGUUGGAACUUGUCAUGCUAAAUCUGAAUCACGCAAAAAUCUGUGUUGCAUGAUUACCAAAUGCUGUCCACGUUUGAUCAAGUUGAGAGGCAGUUUCUCAUGCAGGAUAGCCAUGAUAGUGAUCUCACGGAAUCUGUCAUGCUAGGUCCUCCAUUACAGAGCAAAUGGGUCAUGGAAAACCUGCAUGACAAGUCGAGCAAAGUUCCAGACCCAGACAUUUUUGCAAUUCAUAUUUGAUCCCAGAAGACAAGAACUCUCCUCUCCCGAGUCCGGCCUUUAUCAAAGCGAAAAACUCCCCCUUCCCAACAUAUCGAAACGAAGUUUCUGAUGCUGGAAUGCGUACACAAAUCCGGUCUGUCUUGCUGGAGAGGACUGCAGGCAUAUGCUAAGCCUGAGUCCUCGAGAGGUUUUUUCGACGUAGGUGACUAGCAUGGCAAAUGUCUACGCUGUAAGCCCAACAGCAUCUUCACAGACCGCCUGCAUAAAAAUGCGGCGGACUCUCUGGCUUUGCCUUCUUGCAAGACAGACAGGACUUGUGCUCACAAAUCUGCAUCACAAAAAGCUUGUUCAGACGGAUGCGUUUUCAAUAUGGGGACGAGGGGGGAUUUAUUUUCGUCACGAUAGCCUUCGAGCGUUCUUCCUUGUCGGAGCUUUUUCCGCACGAAGAGGAGCACGAGGACCUACUUGCGGGUGGAGACGAGAGUUGUAAUAUGGGACGACCCGAGUUGAUGUGUCAGCCAUUGGUAUCAUCGUCUACUACAGCGGCUUACCGUAAUUCGGAAGACGAUGAACUGCGCAAGACCAACAAGAAGAAGUUCUGCCUCUACUUCCUGCUCAUUGGGGGCGCUGUCCUGCUCACCUUGAUCGGCGGUGUUGUGACGGCUGUCAUGCUAUCAAAUGGGAAUAGAAGUAUCGAUCUGGGUCAAUAUCUGGCCGCAAUAACUUGCGACGCUGGAACGUGAUCGCAAUAGGAUUGAGCGGACCAUCGUCCUCAUCCCCUCGAGUUUUGUGCAGGCAAGCAUGACAACAAAUUUUGAGACGCCUUAUUUCAAUGCGUACAUACUUAGCGCGCAUGAGAACUACAAAGUGCGACGUUUUUGCAACAUUGUCCACUUUUAAUAUUCCAGACCCAGAUUCAUCGGUAUUUGCCAUGCAUACAUGCUGACGAGAGCUGGUGCGAACCAGCAGGCUGCUUCGCAUGUCGAAACGGGGCCGACGUCGUCCCGAAGAACUACGCCAGCGCCGGACGGAAACUUGUUUCACGGUGGCAUUGCGACUACCGGAAUUGUGCCUCCGCCCACGAGGACGACCACCUCGAGCACAACGAAUGGCGGCGCGACUUCUAGUAGUUCUUCUACCGCCGGUCAUUUGAGCCCUGGUGGUGCUGGUCCUCAAGUACAAGCACUGCCGGUUGUGCAGGUAGUUCCUCCGAUCACAAUUCAUGAUCCGCGAGAAGAUCAUGUCGGAACGACCGCCGUUCAACAUCUUCCGGUGGAAGAAGAAGAAGAAGUUCAUCCGCAGCUAGAAGUUUUACAAGAGGGCCUCGAGGAACAGCCUGAAGUGGUCGAAGAACUACAACGACCCGAGGUUGAUGAUGAGGAACCUGAGCAGGAGCCGGAAGAGGUGGAAGUAGUAGAACCAUUAUCCCCAGGCUCAGUACAACCUGAAACAACGACCGAUGGAACAACAGAAGUUCCAACCACUCGUCCGGAUGAAAGUCUUGGUGUUGAACAACGGCCCGAGGUGGAAGAAACUCCAGAACAAUCUUCCGUACAACUAGAUGCGGAAAAUAAACCAGAUGACGAUCAACAGCAAGUUCCUGCCCCCACGAGCAGCACAUCGACUUCUCAGCAAGGGGACGAGCACCAUCUCGACCUGGGAAACAAGCCGAAGUCCUUGCCCAUCGAUCUUUUCGACCCGGAUCUGGACUGGGACAGCAUUCCGUGGGAGAUCCGCGACCGGCUCACCCGGCUGGUCAAGCGGAUUAAACUGAUGAGGAAGACUGGGUCUUCAUCUGCGUCGUCUUCUGGCGCCUUUGAUUCUCGUCGCAGCUACCUAGGCGGGUAUCUGGGCGGGGACAAUUUCGCGGAAGAUGCUUUGGACCACGAAGUAGAAGAAUCGGAUGAUGAGCAAAGCACGGACAGCAGCACAGCUAGUAAAAAAAAGGCUGAAAAAGAUGAUCUUGAAUUGCCUACUUCCGAUAGUACAACUCCGCAAGAAGUAGGACAUCAUGAUCAAGAGAAGCACGAAAAAGUGGAUGCUGAAGCCGAGAAAAAAGCGAGGAAGCAGGCAUUACGGGAAAAGACGCGAAACGACUCCCUCGACAACCUCCGUUUGUGGUACGAACAAUUGGUGAAGAGCUACAACAUGACGCACAACUUCACCAUUGAAAACGCCAAGCGGCCGCUGCACAUCUUGUUUGAAGCGGGCGGGAAGACGGAGCUGGGCGGAGCGUAUCCGUUAAUGAUAUGAGAGUGCACAACUCCCCCUUGCCCUCAUUUGCGUGUUGCAUGAACAGCAACACAUCAAGCGCUGGCAAAGAUCAUGCAGCAUUUGCAUGACAAAUUUUUAGAAGACUGUAGCGCUGUUUUGGAUUCCCGAAUCUGUCAUGCAAAUAUUGCUAACAGGCAAAGGGUGGAUUUGGAAUUUUGCAUGACAAACGAGGGGGAGGGGGAGUUGUGUACCUUCAUAAAGGAAGGAAUUGGCGCAGAAGUUCAACGUGAAAGUCACGCUGCUGGCGUAUCCUGAGUAAAAACGUACCCACACCAGAGUCAGGAUGGGGAUUUUGCAACACAAACCUAGGAGUUUUGUGAGUCACGCAUGACAAGUUGCGCUAUGCAGUGUAGUGCAGGUUAGCAAGUGCAGCCGCAUCACAGAUUCAUCUGCUCAUCCUGUUCACAGCGUCACAAAUUCCAAAACACGAUUGGAAAUGGCUAUCAUGGGGAUGCGCAUUACAAAUCUUCCUGUCUUUGCAAAUCUGCAUUACAACUCUGGUGUGGGUACGUUUUUACUCAGGAUAUGGCGCCGUUCGGGAAACUCGUGCGCAGAAGUAGCUCGUUAUCAAAAGGAAACAUCCCCCCUCCCUCUAUCAAAAUGAAGUUUCUGAUGCUGGAUUUCCGUACACAAAUCAGAGCUGUCUUGCAGUAGAGAAUUGCAGGCAUAUGUCGUGCCGGAGUACAGAGCUUCUGACGUGGACGCUUAGCAUCACAAGUGUCUAUGCUGUAGCCCAAGCAGCAUCACAAACCGCCCGCGUAAUGCGGCGGAGACUGUAGCAUUGCCUUCUUUCAAGACAAAAAGACUUGUUGCCACAAAUCAGCAUUACAAAUUUUCUGAGAAGUACCUUUUUGAUAUGGGGAGGGGGGUGACUUCCUUACGAUACUCGUCUCCGGCAGCUGCAGAAGGAGGAGCCACGGGAACAAAGAAUAAAUCCAUCUACUUUGUCGACGCGAAGCCGGGCGUCGAGGCCCCGGCGCUUCCGAAGCACCUGGAGCUUUCGCACGAACAAGACACGUAUCAACUGCAAAUAUGUCUGGGUCUGGGAGAUUGCGAGAUUUCGAUUUGCUAUGCUAGUCUGGCAUGACUCUGAACUCUGUAUUGCGUGGCCGCGAAGAGCUCCCCUUGCCUGUCAUGCAAGAGCGCACCAGUUUCUUGUGCGGAGUACGCAACUCAGAACCACAGCAAAACUUGUCAUGGUGAGCAGCGCAUUACACUGCUACUUUCACUAUUCCCCUCCUUGCAUCACACGUUUCCAGACCCAGACAUAUUUGCAAUUGAUAACACGAUGGAGCACGAGAACCCGGAGACCGACACCGUGCUGUGGAACUUCGGCAUUCCGCUAUUACAAUGAAAAAUGCAUCCACCCCCGAACUUGGGAGCAUUUGCAUUGCAAACCUUUCCAUGUGAAACAUUCGCCCUCUUGCAUCUAUCAGCAUCACAGAUUUCCAAUCGUGAAAAGUGAAAACUUGUAUUGCAAAAGAGCCCAGCAAGAGCGGCGCUUGUCAUGCAAGCAAUGCUAUAUACGCCUAGACCCUGCAUCACAAAGAUUCACAUUCCUUUCAUGCAUGACAAAAGCCUUUCAUUUGGAAACUUCGCAUCACAAAUUAUUGCACUUCGGGGUUGGGGGCAAUUGUCAAUGCAAUAUCCGCCGAACGACUGGAAGAAAUUGGAAGCCGCCGGCAUCCGGGUGAUCCCGCUGAAGCCGCGCGGCGUCGUAUCCUGAGUAAAAGCGUCCCCACCCCAGAGUUGUCAUGCAAUUCUGCAUGCCAAAAAAGUUUCUCAUGCGGAGCCCCAUGAGAAGCAUUUUCUAUUCGUGGUUUGGAAUUUGUGAUGCUAGGAUCAGCAUGCUAUGCUAGAUCUGUCAUGCUGCUGAACUAGCUAAACAGGAUUACACUACGAGAACACACUUGUCAUGCCAGACAGCCAAGGCUGGCUGAUUUGUCUAGCAGGGUUCCCAUCUUGACUCUGGUGUGGGGACGUUUUUAAUCAGGAUACGUCGUGCGCGAUUGGCUCUUUUCCCAGACCGCGGACGAUUCGGUGACUCACUCCUGGGGUAGCAUCUCGGAUUUCACCGAAAAAUUCAUCACCAAUUACGUUGUCCGAGACAGCCCGGUGGACUUUGUCGUCACCGACUGCUACGCCGCGUGGGGCGGGGUCGCGAAGACGCUGAUGGAGAAGCUGCGCGUGCCGGGGAGCAUUUGGUGCGGAAACUUCCACGGGGCCUGGGCGGCCCGCUGGGUCUUGAACAAAACCCUCCCGUCAAAAAAGAAGAACAGCUCAUCUAUCAAAUGCAAAAGUGUCUGGGUCUGGAAAGUUGCAAGAUUUGUCAUGCAUCUCGCGGACCACACUCAUUGGUCUGUAAUGCAGACAGAAGCAUCACACACUUUUGGAGACCUUCCUCAUGCCUCUGCCGCAUGAGAAAUUCGCCUUUUGCAGCCUAGCGAGAAUUGGGUAACUGUUGGCGUUCAUGCAACACAGAUUUUCUCGUGAUUUAGAUUUCGCAUGACAGGCUUAAUUCUUCCAGACCCAGACAUAUUUGCAAUGCAUAUCAUCUGUCGAGAAGCAUUUCCCGACCUUUGUGAGCCACUUCCUCCCCUUGAAGGUUUCCAUGGACAGCCCGAGCUAUCACGUGAGACCCAUCCUGCCCACGAAGGUGGAGGCCUGUCAGGGUAAUGUUGACAAGAAGGCCAAUCUAUCAAAUGCAAAAAUGUCUGGGUCUGGAAGGCUGCGAACUUGUGAUGCGUGUUGUGGAUCAUACAAAAAUCUGUGUUGCAUGACUUGCAAGAGGUCCCCAUUUAUUCUGGCCAUUCUGAGAGGGCAUUUCUCAUGCAGAAUAGGCAUCACCAAGGGGCUGGUGCAGAACCUGUGAUGUCAGGCCCUGCAUUCCAGACUUGGCGGCGCUUGGAAAAACUGCAUGACAAGUCUCGUAAUCUUCCAGACCCGGACAUUUUUGCAGUUGAUACAAUCUCCCCUGCGUGUCCUGCAAGAUGCCGGGGCCGGAUAAGUGGUGGGCGCGCGUUAUGGAGGUGUCAGAAUCGAAAUCGACAAAGUCGAAAAAUUUGUGAUGCAAAAAAUCGAUGCCAGUUUUUUGACCCACAGUUUGUAGUAGUCGGCGCAUGACAAAUUUUCCACGUCGUGGAAGCGAAUCUGUCAUGCGGUUCAGGGCAAAGGAGCUCCCGUCUGUCAUGCUAGUCAGCAGACCAACACUUCCACUUGACCCUUACCAGGACUACAAUCCGCCUUCCUUGCAUGCUCUGCAAUAGAGUCGCUUUUUGUGUCGCAUAUUAUGCAUUACAGAUUAUUUCAUCUUUGUCGAUUUCGAGCCUGACGCUCUCAUACGCGUGCCCUCCAUGGCCUUGGUCAUGCAGAAGACGGUGCCCAACUGCACGGGCGGGAAAGACGAGCGCAUCCUGCGGAAGCUGGAACAGUUUUAUCCAAGGAAAAAAGUGUGUAGGUGUAACUUUUUUGCAGGACCAGCAUCACAGAUUUGUUUUGCAUGACACAGAAAACCUGUCAUGUGUAGCUAGUACUUGAAAACACGUACGAAAAUAGCCUCUGAUGCAUGUCCAGCAUGACAAGUGUAACAGUUUUGCAUUUGCUGCCACACAAAGUUACACUUUACUCAGUUUUUUCUUGCGAUAAGUUUGGCAAGAAUUUGAUUCUGUACACCGCCUUCGGGCGUCAGGGCUUUUACUUUAGCUUACCAAAAGCAAAAAUCCCCCCUCGUCCCCAUAUCAAAACGAAGUUUCUGAUGCCGGAUUUCAAUACACAAAUCAGAUUUGUAUUGCAGUAGAGGACUCCUGCAGGCCUCUAACUAUGGAGCCUGAGGAGAGAGGUUUUUGCCUAGACGCUUAGCAUGAAAAACGUCCGCGCUGUACGCCGAACAGCAUGACAAACCGCCUGCAUGAAGCGGCGGCGCCUGUGGCGUUGCCUUCUUGCAAGACAGAUGCGAUUUGUGGUCACAAAUCAGCAACACAAAAAACGCACCUCGUCAAUAUGGGGAUACAUAGGGGGGUUUUUCCUUACGAUAUAGCUACCAAGCAUUGGAGGAACUGUGGACCGGGCUGAUGCAGGUCCCCGAAAACGUGCUUCCCUACCUGGUAUGGAUUGCAAAUAUGUUGUCUCCUGGGUCUGGAAGAUUGCGAGAUUUGUCAUGCUAGUCUGGCAUGACCCUGCACGCUGUAUUGCGUGGCCACCAAGAGGUCCUCUUACCUGUCACGCAAAAGCGCAGUUUCUCAUGCCAAAUACACAGCACAGAAGACACGAAAAAAGUUGUCAUGCUUGGCGGCGCAGUACAGAGCACUAAUACUGUUCACGGACUUGCAUCACAAGUUUCCGGACCCAGAGUACAUUUUUGCAUUUGAUACCUGGUUGCCCCGGACAACGAGGACUUUCAGCAGAUCGUCCACGAUAUCCUGUGCAAAAGUAUCGUACUCGUCGUGCAAUCAUGCAUCACAAAUCUUGUUCGUAAGGUAAAUCAGCAUUACAAAUUUUCUUUCUCAUGCUGAGGAAAUUUGUAAUGCAUUUAUACGACGAGUGCGAUACUUUUGCAAUUCAUACACGAACGGAGGGAGCAGGGGAGGAGCCCAGCGUUUACCUAUCCUAUUUAAAAACGUCCCCACCCCAUAGUUGUAAUGCAAAUCUGCAUGCUGAAAAUGUUUCUCAUGCGGAGCCCCAUGAGAAGCAGUUUCUAUUCGUGUUUUGCAAUUUGUCAUUCUCCAAUCAGCAUGGUAUGCGAGAUCUGUGAUGCUGCUGAGCUAGCUCAAACAGCACUGCACUACGAGUCCAAAUUUGUCAUGCAAACAGCCAAAACUUGUGGAUUUGUCUAGCCGAUCCCCAUCUUGACUAUGGUGUGGGGACAUUUUUACUCAGGAUAUUACCUGGGACGAGUUCAGCGUCUUUUGGCGGGAAACCCAAUACAAAAAAUGCGUUGAGUUCGGGACGAAGCAAAAACAAAAAAAUGCGAAGUUUUGCGCGGACCUCUGGCUGCACCACCCAAACGCCGAGAAGGCGAUCAUCGUGCUGGACGCUCCGCUAUGAAUUGCAAAUAUGUCUGGAUGUCUGGAAGGAUGCGAACUUGUGAUGCAUGUUGCGGAUCAUACAAGAAUCUGUGUUGCGUGACUCGCAAAGGGUGCUCAUUUCUGGUGAUGCUAAGAGGGCAUUUCUCAUGCAGAAAUACGCAUCACAAAGGGGCUGCAGGUCCUGUGAAGAUGCUAGGCCAUGCAUUCCAGAAGACCUGGCGGAGCUUGGAAAAACUGCAUGACAAAUCUCAGAGUCUUCCAGACAUCCAGACAUUUUUGCAUUUGAUAUCCGCAGAAGGAAAUCUUCCAGUUUUUCCCCGGCCAGGUCAUGUACGUCGCGCACGGCGGUGCUGGCGGUCUGACGGAAGCCAUCGGACUGGGGGUGCCGAUCAUCUGCGUCCCCAUGCUUUUUUCGGAUCAGCCAGCGAAUUGCCGUGCCAUCGAGCGUAUGCAGUGCAAAAAUGUCUGGGUCUGGUGGAAACUUGUAAUGCUAAGAGUGAAUGGUAGACGCACUGCAAUACGAAGCUAUGCAUGACGAAUUUUUUGGCUACCAUGUCUUACGUAUUCCGCAUGGCAAACUGCGUUUUUGCAUCACAGGUAAGAGGGUCUUUUCGUGCCUAUGCAACACAGAUUCUCGAGUCAUGCAAGGCAAGCAUGACAAACUUGCAUUCUUCCAGACCCAGACAUUUUUGCAUUUGAUAGAGCGGGCGGAGCUGGGAAUCAAUCUCUCCGAGUCUCUGUCGUUGAAAUGGAAGAAGAACAAGCUGGUGAUGCGACCGGGGGGCCACUCGCUCCACACCUGGUGGGACGAAAACGGAAAUUGGGUUUCGGAUGAUGAGUACAAAUCGGACUUCCACAAGAAACAAGAUUUCAUUUCCACCUCCUCGUCAGCUUCAAGCAGCUCGAGAAGUGGGACCAAGUUUCUGGCCCGCAGUAGUACAUCAACCGUCGAGGCUGUUGACCCCACGAGCUCCCUGCAGGCGGCGGUGGCGCAUAUGGCCGAACCGAAGAACCUUGCCAAAUACCACGAGAAUUUGGCGCAGGUCUAUAAGCAGCUAGAACAGGAAGCUCUGGAACGGGAGCACGAAGUGGCCGCCUUUGUGCACGAACUGGCACAGUUCACGGACAUGCACCCCACGGUUCCGGAGGGAGAGGUGAAGUUCGCGGCGGUGGCACGUUAUAGCAGCAUGAUUGAACAAGAACAACAGGAGCAGCUGCAAGAUGAAGACAUGAGAGCCCGCAAUUCUAUCCACCUGAGUUUGGAUCUCGGCGGAUCCGGGCUCAAGAGCAUGUUCGUGAAAAAGGUGCACGACUGCCACGAUCGGGGCUCGCAAGAUUCUGACACUUUGUCCGUCGCGAGUUCCACCUCGUCCAACUCGGUCUGUCUCAAGCCCGCGGUAAAAGCGCAGCUGAAACUGACAAACGACCGCCACGACGACCCCUUCAACUGGCCCAAGGUCGGUUCUGUCGGAAAAUUCGAAAUGGUGGCGGACGAAGUGCGUUUGGGGUACAUCGACUUUGACAGUUUGAAGCAAAACGUGUCCCCCCGGGACUGGUUGCAGAAGAAGCUGGAGGACAUGUACUCGGCACGUAGCAGCGACAGGACCUCGGUGGAGAAGUUCGCGACCGCCGUUGAUGAGUUUGGCGUGUUGCAACCACAUGCAAUUCAGCACAAGAUCCACGUCAGCUUCGGGCUGUUAUCCGGGUCGGAAGAGAGCGCGGAAGAAAUCGGCAACAAGCACGGGCAAAUCACCUUUGCGAGCGGCACGAAUUUGCUCUCCAUCCUCCAGACCGUGGCCGCCAACGGGGACACCUACAAGCUGCUGGCCCCGACGGAAGGCGAAGCGGUGCAGCGGCUGGUGACCUUGCAAGAGGAGUACGGCAUCGACUUGUGGAAAAAGUUCUGCUACUACUUGGACCUCCGAGUGAGGAAGUGUCUGAAAGACCGAAACACGAACUCUGCGUGGCGGCCGCUUUCUCACGUUUUCGACGCCAGGGGGAUGAAGUCCAAAUCUGACACAGAGGCGCACUUGGUCGCGGCGCGCAUGGUCUUGCGCGACAAAGCCUUGGCGGAGGGCAAAAGGUACGAUAGCAACAACUUCGUCAACGUUGCCGCGGGAACCAAUCUGGCGAUCAGUUUUCGCAAGAACACUGGGCAGCGAAUGCAGUAUGCGGACAUGGUGCGGAAGCUGAUCCACCGGAACGCGGAGCACCUAUCCUGUGCAAAAGCAUCGUACUCGUACUAAUCGCAGUCCUGCAAGACAAAUUUCAUUUUCUAGCUAAAUCAGCAUGACAAAUUCUCUUUGUCAUGCUGAGGUAAUUUGUGUUGCAAUACUACGAGUACGAUGCUUUUGAAGUUCAUAGCAUCUGCACCAAACCAACUUGUCCGAGCUGCUGGUGCCCCUGCCGGCCCGGUUGUUGAAUCAGGAGACCAAGAUGCACCUGUACUCUUUGCCGCAGACGCGGUGGGUGUGGCACGCACAACUCACGGAGGCACAGAAGCGGGAGGAAGAAAACCGAGUCUUUCUCCCCGCACAGGUUGUUUUGGGCGGAAACGGGCAGCGCGACAACAGGGUCGAGCGGUAUGUCGCUGACCUGUCCUGGACCAAAUUCCUUCGCGAACAGUUGGCCCCGGUCGGAAGGGAAUUUUACCGGUCGGAGGAACAGGAACCAGCGAAAGAACAAGCAGGAGCAAUCGAUGAUAACGGAAAUUCUAAGAAUGGUCAAGAACACGACCUCCAGCAGCACACGAUCGUCCCUAUCGUCCUCACCGGAGGGCAGGCUUCGGGUAUUUUUAACGCCGCCGAGGAGGACACCACGAAGUUCCAGCUGGCACAAAAGCACGGCGAUUCUCUAUCCUGAGCAAAAACGCCCCCACCCCAGAGUUGUCGUGCAAAUGCGCAAUGACAGGAACAUUUGCAAUGCGGAUCUGCGUGAGAGGCAUUUCCGAUCGUGUUUUAGACUUUGUAAUGCUGUAAACAGGAUGAGAGGCUGGCUUUCUCAUGCGAUUACCCUUGCUAAACAGCACGACUCUACAGAUGGAAGCUUGUCAUGCAAAACUCCCAAAACUUGGAGAUUUGUGUUGCAGAUUAUUACCGACUUGACUAUGGGGUGGGGACGUUUUUGCACAGGAUAUUCUCCCGUCACUUUUGACCUGAUCACCGGGGGCGACGCCUAUGUUCAUUGUGGGACGGUGGUCGCAUAUCACAGGAAAAAAGUGUUUCACUGUAAGGAUCUUGCAACUUUUCCUUUUGCAUCACAAGUUUGUUCAGCAUGACAGAGAAAAUUUGCCAUGCAAGCUUCCUAAGGGAAAACACAGCUAAAAAUUCACUUUCUUGCAUUUUUAGCAAGACAAAUGGUUCUGUGUUCCAUUUUUAUGCAUCACAAGUUUACAGUGAAACAGUUUUUUCUUGCGAUAUCGCAGCGGCUGAUGGAACUUCUGCGGAGGAGGACUAUAGUUGCGAAAACUUCCAACUGCGGGACACGCAGAGGGAGGCCGAGGCCAUCGUGUUCUCCCAAUCGAACAGUAGUAGAUCACAAACUUCUGAGAACAAAAGUGAAGAUAUCGAAUCCAUUCUUUCCGAAGAGGAGGAUUCGACCGAUCUCGAUGCUUCGGAGGCAGUCGAUGCAUCUGUUGAAUCGGCUUCAACAACCUUAGAAAGUACCUUAGACAGCACAGAAAGUAGUACCUUUGAUAAUGUCCCAGCGGUUAUCCUGAGUAAAAACGUACCCACACCAUAGUCAAGAUGGGGAAUUGGCUAGACAAAUCCACAACUUUUGGCUGUUUUGCAUGACAAAUUUGGAUUCGUAGUGUAGUGCUGUUUGAGCUAGCUGAGCAGCAUCACAGAUUGAGCAUACGAUGCUGAUUGGAGCAUGACAAAUUGCAAAACACGAUGAGAAAAUGCUUCUCAUGGGGCUUCGCAUGAGAAACAUGUUCAGCAUUCAGAUUUGCAUUACAACUCUGGUGUGGGUACGUUUUUACUCAGGAUAGCGGUUUUUACAACUUCAAGGACGGCCGGGACUACUUUGUUUAGAAAUUUCCAUCAUCAUGCUGAUGAUGAUGAAAAGCCCACUUCUAGUACGAAAACAAGUCAGGAGAGCCAGCCGCGACCAUUUCUGGAGCGAAACAACAUCUUUGGGCGACGGGCAUCGCGAACUAAUUCCAGCGGGGGCGCAAGAAAUGGAAGCAGGAAUAGCAGUAGUAGUAGUAGCAGUAGCGUAGAAGUUAUUUGCGGACGAAAUAAUGAUAGGAGGAGUAGUUGUAUCAGCCAGGUUGCUACGGAGGGGCCAGGAGAUGAAGUAAAGAACGUCGUUGCGGCAAAUUAA